AUGCCCCGUUCGUACUCGGCAUUGUUGUGGUCCGUGCUGGUGCUGCUAUCCAUCGCUGCCGUACAUUGCCAGCAGUGGGGUGAACCGAAGUUUGUAAGCGAAAAUACGGAAAACAUUUCGCUCGCCGCGUUUGACGAUGCGCUGCUGCAGCAGGAUGUGUGGAUGGUGGAAGAGAUGCAAGCCCCGUUCGUACUGCUGUGUCUCAACUACCAAGGACCACCCGAGCCAAGCAUAAGGGCGGCCCCAUCCAACCUCGAGGUGGAGCUGAAGCGUGCCAACGAUGGCCGCUGGUGCAUCUACAUCAAUCGUCGCCAGGACUACGAGGUGGACAUACGGAGCAACAUCAUUUUGCUGGUGGUGGAAAACCCGGCCAUACCGUACAUCAUUUCGGUGACGCUGGUCAACAUUCUUGACAAUGCGCCCAUCAUGACGGCGGAGGGCAACUGUGAAAUCGAAGAGCUGCGCGGUGACUUUGAUUCCGACUGUUUGUUCAACGUCUACCAUGCGGAUGGGUUUCAAGUGAACGGCAUUGGCAAUUCGAGCACGAACGAGCUGUCGUUCGAGAUCGACGAUGCGGCCGGUGCUGGUGAGCAUUUUAAUUACCAGCCGGCAGCUACAUCGCAUCCCCAGCCCAACUACAACAAGCUGUACUAUUUGAGAGUCGUCAAAGCGUUAGACUACACCGAGAAAGCUAUCUUCAACUUUAUCACCACCGUGUACGAUCUGGAUCGGACACACUCCUUCAGCAUGAGCACCAUCGUGCAGGUGCUGAACGUCGAUAGCCGUCCACCAAUUUUCAGUCGCCCGUUCACGAGCGAACGCAUCAUGGAAAAGGAAAAGUUUGAGACGCGCGUGGUCGCCAUCGACAGAGACACCGGUCUAAACAAACCGAUCUGCUACGAACUGAAGACUGCUGAACCGAAAUACCAAAAAUAUUUCGAAAUUGGACGAGAGGACGGUUGGCUCACGGUGCAUCCCAUCGAUCGUGACGAGGAACAGAACGAACUGUACAUAUUUACGAUUGAAGCCUACAAAUGCCACAACAGGCUGUUGAGUACCUCCAGCGAGGGUGCCAUCAUUUUGAACGACAAAAAUGACAACUUCCCCGAAAUAGCUAUGCAUCCGGUUGAGUUGGAAUUUUGGGAAAACACCGUGAUGGAGCUAAAGUUCGAGCAGUUUACGAUCAACGAUCGGGAUUUGGGCGAACACGCCCGGUACGAUGUACGCCUGGCGGAAACGGUGAGCGGUGUACAGCAAGCAACGACCACGUUUACGAUCAUCCCGGAGAGUGGCUACCAGCUGGUGUCGUUCACAAUCAACAUAAUCAACGCUUCCCUGUUGGACUACGAGCUGCCCGAGCGGCAGACAUUUCUGCUGCACGUUACCGCCCAGGAACCGAUCGACGAGACGCACCAGAACACUCAAGCCAUUACGAUACGGCUUCGGAAUUGGAACGAUGAGGUGCCGAAGUUCGGGCAGGAAUAUUAUCAGACCAGCGUGAAAGAAACGACCGGUGCGGAGACACUGUUAGCGACGGUCACCGUUACCGAUCGUGACAUUGACGAUAGCAUCAAGCUGACCGUUUUGGGACGUUUGUCAGAAAGUUUGGAAGUAGUUCAACUGCCGGUCGGUACCGAUCCCACAUCCGGUGAACCGUUGUAUCGGUUUGAAGUAAAAACCAAGCAGGCAGACAUUUUCGAUUACGACAUCGCCGAGGAGGUGAUCGUACAGCUGCAGGGUGAAGAUACGCUGCGUACGGAAAAGAAUGAACCAGUACAUCAGAUCUUUUCGCAACUGACCAUCACCGUAAUCGACGUGAACAACAAACCUCCGCAGAUUAGCUUGCCCCGCGGUACGAUGCACAUCCUAGAGAAUUCAGUCGCAGAAAGUGAGGUUAUCAUUGGUGAGGAAGAAGUGGCACAGAUCAUCGGUACCGAUCCAGAUACGGAAGCGGAGCUGGAAUUUAGCAUCGAUUGGAGCAACAGCUAUGGGACAAAGAGUGGAGUUCGUGCCAAGGCUGAAACAUACGAAAAUUGUUUCUACAUACACGAGGUUAAGGAAAGUCGCCAAAGAACGAUUGGAACGAUUAGGGUGAAUCCAGAGUUUGAGCUGGAAGUAGAUUACGAAAUGUACGAUACGCUCUUCCUGUCGAUUCGUUUGCUCGAUCGAAAUCAAACAAUUAUGCCCAACAUGGUGGAGAUGGUAGUGGCGAUCCAGAUAGAUGAUGAAAAUGAUAAUCGACCCUUCUUCGAUGAGGAUACGCUGAAGGUCGAACGUUCGGUAAGGGAACAGUCCGAUGCCGGUGUAACUAUCGGCAACAUUAUAGCAUACGACAUUGAUGGACCGGGCAACAACGAGAUGACUUUUACAAUGGAACCAAUAGAUCCCGCCCAUAAAGAUUGGAUGGAUAUUGAUCAGAACGGUAUCAUAAGGGUUAAAGCGAACCAAUCCAUCGACUGCGACACACCGCCGACCGAUGUUGUCCGGCAGAACAUUACCGUGUCGGACUGGAAAUGGGGCACCUGGCACGUGUUUACGAUCAUCCUGAUGGACACCAACAACAAGCAACCGUAUCACGAUCCCUUCCCGGACGAUGGGCUGGUGUACAAGUUCGAAAAAAUACCCUCCAACACCGAUAUCGUCCAGGUGGUGGGCAAAGAUCAGGAUCGCGAUGUACCGUACCAUACGGUGUCGUACGAGAUCAACUAUCGUGAUUUCCCGCAGCUGCAGCGAUACUUUGAGGUCGACGGUACCGGGCGGGUGUAUGUGAAGGAAAACAACGAUCUGCUCGAUCGGGAUGGUGGUCUGGAAAGUAUAAUGAUCAAUAUCGUGAUGGUGGACAAUGCGGGCGGAUUUGGCAUUCAAAACCGUGUAUCAACUAACAUUAACGUGAUGCUGCUCGAUAUCAACGACCACUUUCCGGAACUGCCUGAGCUACCGGCCGAAGAGUUGCAAGUAUCGGAGGACGCCAAACAGGGACACACCAUAAAGGUGGAUUUUACUGCCACCGAUCUAGAUGACAGGAAAACGCCAAACGCAAAGAUCAAUUACUACGUGCGAGAGAUUUUACCGGCGCGCGAUAACGAAUUAUUCUCCCUGGACCGGGUGGACGAGUACAGUGCAUCGCUAAAAGUGACACAAGAUUUAAAAGGCUUCCACGGAACAUGGGCACUGAAAGUUGAGGCUUGCGAUAGAGGUAGCGAGUACAAUCCGAUUAUCGAACUGCCCGAACCAGCGGAAAAUAACUGCAAAACACGUGAUUACGAAGUGGUGGUUAUGCCAUUUAAUUACAACAGCCCAACCAUUAUUUACCCCACGCGAAAUGCACAGUUCCGACUGAAAUAUGAAUCAUUAAAAAAUGGAACGGCCCUGGUCGAUACCAACGGAUCUACUUUGCCGAAUUUUGUCGCCGUCGAUGAUGACGGUGGCAUAUACGGACACGUUACGUUCUCCCUUCGCAGCACCAACGACAACGGGCAAGACCACGAGCUGUUCCGGGUGGAGAAGCUGGACGAGAAAAUGGGCCGGCUGGUGUUGGAAAACGAUCAAGCAGUGGAACCGUUUCCGAAAAAUUACAGCAUUACCGUGAUUGCUCGCGAUGGGGGCGACAGGCAGUCGGAGACGGCUAUCUACAUCGUCUUUAUCAAUAUGACGGGCGAACCGGUCUUUUCGCAAACGAGCUACGAUACGGAUUUCACAGAAAAUGAAGACGGUCUAGACGAGAGACGGCAAUUACCAUUCGCUGAGGAUCCGAAGAAUGCCGGUCUGCCACCAGGUGCCCAAACCAACGUGUUCUACUUCAUCGACGAGAAGUACGGCAACGCCAGCCACCUGUUUGCGCUCGAUGCGGAAGCGAAUGUGCUCCGUUUGGCCGAGCUGCUGGACCGGGAAGAGAUACCGGCGCACGAAAUACGCAUCGUAGCCACCAACAACGAAAACGGUCCACCGGCAACGCUGGACGAUACGUCCUCGUCCCUGCUGGUUGUCCGGAUCAAGGUGAACGACGUGAACGAUAAUCCGCCGGUGUUCCAGCAACGGUUCUACGCGGCCGGCAUCACCACGAACGACCGCGUGCAGAAGUCACUGUUCCGCGUGUACGCCGAAGAUCCGGACGAGGAUGAAAUCAUCCGGUAUGAGGUGGUCGCCGGCUCUGAACAGGCGGUUGGCGAUAACCUGCCAACGGACACGUUGCCCUUCCAGCUAGAUCCGACCACCGGGGAGCUGACGCUGGUGCAGAAGGUACAACCGAACCAGAAGGGAUACUAUCAGUUCACCAUCAUCGCGUUCGAUAAGGACGAUACGCACAACGAUACGGUAGAGGCGAAGGUGUACAUCGUGUCCGAGUCGAACCGUGUGACAUUCGUGUUUAUGAACAGCGUCCCGGAGAUUGAUCAGCCGGACGUGCGAGAGUUUCUGGCCAUCACGUUGCGAGCAUCGUACGGCAUGGAAUGCAACAUAGACGAUAUCGACCAAACGCUCACCGACCGGCAGGAAGGUUCCAGCAGCACCGCCCUGACGGAUGUCCGUACCCAUUUCAUCCAGGACAAUCAGGCCGUGGAGGCCAGCCGGAUACAGCAGCGUUCCUCGAACCGUACCUUCGUCACCGAAUUAAAGGCCGCACUGUUCCGUCGCAACCUGACGCUGCAGGAUGUGCCACCGCCGGCCGCGGAAUCGCUCACCGAAGCGGACGAAACGCUCCAGAUCAUUCUGAUCGUGGUGGCCGCGGCCCUAGCCGUGCUGUGCGUGAUUCUGUUCGUGGCGUUCUUCAUCAAGAUUCGCAGCCUGAACCGUCAGCUCAAAGCACUGUCCGCCACGGACUUUGGUUCGAUUUCGUCCGAGCUGAACGGGAAGCCGACGCGCAACGUACCGACAACGAAUAUCUUCUCCAUCGAAGGGUCCAACCCCGUGCUUAACGAUAACGAGUUUGGCCGUAAGGGUGGCGGAGUUUACGACGAUCUUAGCCUUCAAUCGGAAGAAUCUGAUUUCAACGAUAUGGACAAGGAUAUCUUCUCGCCGAAGCGAAGGGAGAGCCUCAAUCCUGCCUUCCUCGAGCAUCUACGCCAGCGCUCGUUAAAUCCAAUGGCCAACGGACGGGACAAAAGCGCCGAACCCGGCGAUGGCACUAAUCAUAAAAAACUGGACGAAACCGACGACGAACUGUCCCAUCGGUUCUAG
Molecule: messenger RNA, 5175 nt
Organism: Anopheles marshallii
Lineage: Eukaryota; Metazoa; Arthropoda; Insecta; Diptera; Culicidae
Product: cadherin-23-like
Exons: 20
Coding region: 1-5175 (1724 amino acids)
Biological process (GO): homophilic cell-cell adhesion
Cellular component (GO): plasma membrane
Molecular function (GO): calcium ion binding
Source: RefSeq, a predicted model, not a curated record